CUCCUCCUCCUCCUCUCUACCCCCUCCCUCCCGGCUUCCUCCUCCUCCUGGCGGCUUAAGAGAUGCUGGUCCGCUGAGCGGCGGCGGCGCCGACCAUGAGUUCCUCCUCGGUGCGCAAGAGCGAGUCCAAGACGUCCUUACUGCGGACGGGCGGCGGCGGGAGCGGCAGGCGGGCGCCCAGCGAGCCGCAGCCGCGCAGCUCCGGGGGCCGCACGGAAGGCAGCCCCGAGCCCAGCGCCAGGAGGCCCCUGUGCCACCCAGGAGCCGGCGCCACAGUCUCCUCCAACGGCAGCUUGAGGAGGCACCACCAGCAGCAGAAUCGCCUGGGGGAGCCCGACGAGGCGGAGGCGGCUCCGCGGAGACGCGGGAGCGGCCGGGUGCGCGGCUCCGCUCGGAGUGCCAGCCAGGAGGCGGAGAGCGACGGGGUAGCGACGGCGGGGCGGGGGCAGGACUUGGGCGGCAAACGAGCCAGCCGAGAGUCCCUCCAGCUGCCCGAGGGAGCGUCCCCCAAAGGCACCUCCGGCGGCGGCAGCGGCGGUGGCAGCAGCAGCAAGAGCUCCGCCGCCUCCAAACCCGGCGCGGAAGUCGACCCACUCUUCCACCAGCUCCACCCCAUCCUCAGCUCCGUCUUUGGCCAGAUCCACCAUGAAGACAAGACAUGCUAUACAGCUGUCCAGACGAGCGAGGAGGGGUCAACAGCCGGGGAGCACCAAGGCCCGCUCAUGGUGCUGGCCCAGAACUGCGCUGUGAUGCACAACCUCCUGGGGCCGGCGUGCAUCUUCCUCAGAAAGGGAUUCGCAGAGAACAGGCAGCCAGACAGAGAGCUACGGCCAGAAGAAAUUGAUGAACUGAGAGAAGCCUUCAAAGAGUUUGAUAAGGACAGGGAUGGCUACAUCAACUGCCGAGACCUGGGCAACUGCAUGCGCACCAUGGGCUACAUGCCAACGGAAAUGGAACUCAUCGAGCUCUCCCAGCAGAUCAACAUGAACCAGGGUGGCCACGUAGAUUUCGAUGACUUUGUGGAGCUGAUGGGACCAAAGCUUUUGGCAGAGACGGCAGACAUGAUUGGGGUCAAGGAGCUACGUGAUGCCUUCAGGGAGUUCGACACAAACGGUGAUGGAGAGAUCAGCACCAAUGAACUACGAGAAGCAAUGAAGAAGCUUCUUGGGCAGCAAGUGGGGCACCGGGACAUAGAAGACAUAAUAAGGGACGUCGACCUGAAUGGAGACGGACGAGUGGAUUUUGAAGAGUUUGUCAGAAUGAUGUCCCGCUGAGUAUGGUUCUUGGGCUGAAAAUGAAUCAGCAGCUGAGGGAAGACGAGGACCUGAACGGAGCGCCCAGCCCCAAUGUUCCUAUGCAAAGGUUGACGCACUGGCUUCGCUUGAGACAGUGCAAGACGCCGACCUGCCUCUCUGACCCAAAGUGGCCCUGAUGCUCCUUCACCCUUCCACACUGUGAAAAAAAGGGAUCUCCAGCAACUGGAAACAUUCCUGGGUGACACUGGGCUCCAGGACCAGCCAUGUUUGCAAGCGAAGGUGACGACUCUUUCCCUGCCUUGACUCUUCCGGCAAGCACUGCAAAGGUGAAAGAGAAGGAAGGGGUUCUCUCAAACUGGUGGCUUAUGGCAAAAAGCCACCUGGGAUUGGUGCCUGCCACGGAUUGCACUCCUUUCCUUGGUGAACUGACUGUGUAUUGGCCUCAUGCCUCCUUGUGUUGUUAAUCAUCUGUGUUGAGUUAUUUAUAGCCUCCCCGGAAUGUUCUUGUGUCUCCCUGCGGUUAUGUUAAUGAGAGCAAAUAUACCUUUGAAAUGCAAAACAUAAAUAACAAGAGCAAGA
This is a messenger RNA of Lacerta agilis (Sand lizard), 1835 nucleotides long. RefSeq names its product calcium binding protein 1 (gene CABP1). The transcript has 7 exons. The record is from RefSeq and is a predicted model, not a curated record. Gene Ontology annotation, molecular function: calcium ion binding. Lineage: Eukaryota; Metazoa; Chordata; Lepidosauria; Squamata; Lacertidae. Bases 96 to 1274 code for a protein of 392 amino acids.